CUGAGUUGGAAAAUGCCUUGUGGGAGAGCGCAGCAGGCUGACAAUAAUCCACAGCGAGGCUGCCGAGAGGUGGUGCGGGACCCCACUGGAGGUACUCAGUACUUUCUCGCGGUUAAUGGUAAGCGCCGACUUAUGACGAUUUGACGUCGCCAGGUUAUUCUUGUAGACAAUUUCUGAGCACGUCUUGAUGCAAAACUAUGAGAAGGGGAAAUGUCUUUAAGGCGUAAAAUCUUAGGUUACUCUUUACUUGCAAUUAUGAACAAAGCAAGUGCGGAGGCUCCCAGAUAGUUCAAUUUCGAUGGAGAACCCCCCCUUCCCUCAGCGUUUAUUAUAGCUCCACGCGGGGUACUGUGGCAGACGUCAUCUCCUCGAUGUGACACUAGAUUUCGAAAUGGCUCUCAAGUGUUCUUGCACUCAAAUCCCAUUUCAUUCGCAACAACUCUCCCAUCGUAGCUGCCUUUGAGCCACGGAUCAAGUUCAUCUCGUGCCCAUUCAAUUGUGAAUCCUGAAGCCUAUAGCUUUCACAUAGCUAUCUCACCCGAAGUUACGCUGCACCAACACACACCACCAGCUAAACAAUGUUCAAGCGUGUCACAAGGAGGCUGAGCAGAUCCUCGCAAGAUCUAGAGGAACAAGCUCCGCGAGAUAUAAACAAGAGCAUCAUGACGAACAAACCGCUUCUGGUUAUUGCAGCCUCCUCCGAUACCUUCGACCAUGCAAUCAUCCACCGCUGGAAGCGCGAAGGCUUUGACGUGCAUUACGAGCACGUACAUGGAGACACUCGCUCCAGUACAUACGCAGUAGAAGCUCAUGGUGACAAUUUAGAGCCAGGAGAGAAUUAUGCAAUCAUAGCAUACGGCGAAGCUGCUUCUGUUCUGUUGCCCAAAAUGUUUCAGGCUCCGGGUAAACUCUGUGCCAUCGUAGCAUUCUACCCCUACACGAUACCAGGUCCUGGCUCUACCCCUCCUGAAGAGCUUCGCGUUCAAGUCCAUCUCGCUGGAAACCAAAAGUUUGCACCCAAAUACCCUCACUUCUGGUACCAAGGAACCCACGCUGGCUUCGACGAGCAUGGUAGGGACACAUACGAUCACAUUGCGUCCGGUCUAGCCUGGAGCAGAGCAUUAGACUGUGUGAGGCGAGGAUUCGGCAUCGAUGUUGACUUGGAGGAUAUAUGGGAGCGCCAUCUUGCUCAUGAGUUCGUCACCCGCAACGCCACUGAGACGAUAGGAACAAUGACCUCUCACCCUUCCGUAGUCCACAUGCCCACCCUAACAGGCGGCGUGGGCAAGGGCGAGCUCCACCGCUUCUACGAUGAAUUCUUUAUCCCGUCAAAUCCGGCAAACAUGCGGACUACCCUUCUCUCCCGCACAGUUGGCUCCGACAAGAUCAUCGACGAGAUGUUGAUCUCGUUCACUCACACCCAGGAAAUCCCGUGGUUGUUACCGGGGGUCCCAGCUACUGGGAAGUAUAUCGAAGUUGUGCUUGUUAGUGUGGUUAAGAUUGUUGGCGGGAAGUUGGAGUCCGAGAGGCUUCACUGGGAUCAGGCGAGCGUGCUUGUCCAGGCUGGACUGUUGGAUGCGACGUUGGGUGCGGUGGGAUUGGGCCAAGGUGGUGUCAGUAGACUGCCCAUUGUUGGUGCUGAGGCCCCGCGGAUAACAAUGGAGGGGACUGGUGGAUCGGUGGCGUUGAAUGAGUUGAUUCCUGGAUGGUAAAAAGAGGUGGGAGGUUUGUGGCGGAGGAGAUGGGUUGGAAGGAAGUGAGACGUGGAACAGAUGGGCAAAAUAGGGACGGUAAAUGAUUGAUGAAGUUUAUGAUAUUAGAUCUAAUAUAGCACAAUAUGGCAC
Pseudogymnoascus verrucosus is the source of this 1844-nucleotide messenger RNA. RefSeq lists its product as uncharacterized. NCBI's taxonomy places the organism in Eukaryota, Fungi, Ascomycota, Leotiomycetes, Thelebolales, Thelebolaceae. Gene Ontology annotation, biological process: polyketide metabolic process. The transcript has 3 exons. Bases 579 to 1712 code for a protein of 377 amino acids. The record is from RefSeq and is a predicted model, not a curated record.